AUGCGUCUCCACGCUCUACUCCUACCGGGGGCCCUCUCCCUCGCCGCAGCAACACCAACAACAACCUCAUCAAAACCCAUCCCCUCCCCCGACGCCAACGGUAAAUACUGGCUCAACACCACCCACCUCUCCCUAGCCUUCAUCCCCUACGGCGCCUCCAUCACCAACCUGAUCCUCGCCGACAAACACGGCAAGCCUCUAGACAUAGUCGCCGGCUACGACAACGCAACAGCCUACACCCUAGACGCCGCCCACCCGCACUUUGGUUCCGUGCCCGGUCGUUAUGCGAACCGAAUCAAAAAUAGCUCUUUUACUCUUUUUCCCGAUUCCGAUUCUGAUUCUGAAGGCGAACAAGAAGGAAUAACAUACCACGUCACCCCCAACGAAAACCCCACGCCCGAUCAUCCCAAAGGAGUCGACACCCUCCACGGCGGUCCAGACGGGUGGGACUACCGCAACUUUUCCGUCGUCGCCUACACCCCCGGUUCAUCAAUCACGUUUAGGCUAGUCGAUCCAGACGGGAAGGAAGGGUUCCCAGGGGAAGUAGUCAGUUACAUCACGUACACCGUUUCGGGAAAUGCAUGGGAUAUCAACAUGGUGGCGAUGGCGACUACGAAAAAAACGCCCAUCAUGUUGAGCAGUCAUACGUACUGGAACUUGGACGGGUUCGAGCGCGAGGAUGCGCUGGAUCAUGAGUUGUGGAUGCCGUUUGCGGGGAUGCGGGUGGGUGUGGAUGGGAUCUUGGUUCCCACGGGGGAGAUUCUCGGGAAUGAGAGGGGGGGUGUGAAUGAUUUUUGGAGUCGACCGAAGAAGAUUAGGGAGGCUUUGACGGAGAAAGGAGAAAAGGGGGAGAAAGAAGAAGGGUUGGAGGGGAAUUGUGGGACUGGUUGUACGGGUUAUGAUAACUGCUACAUUCACUCCCUCCGCUCCCCGCCCUUCGACGACUGGCGCCAGCCCUCCCAAAUGGUCGCCCGUCUGUCCUCCCCUCACAGUGGCAUCAAGCUCGAAGUCUACUCGGACCAGGACGCGUUUCAAAUGUACUCGUGCAACCAGCAAAAAGGCGACGUCCCCCUGAAAUGGACUCAGGGCACGGACGAAAGAAGGACCAUCCCCAAGUAUGGAUGUGUGGUGCUGGAAGUGCAGGAUUGGAUUGAUGGUAUUAAUCACCCUGAGUGGGGACGGACGAAGAAGCAGGUCUUUGCUCCUGGGGGUGAUCCGUAUGUUUUGCAGGCUAGGUACGUUUUUGGGGUUAAUAAGUGAGAGAGUCAAAACAGGACAGGGAGAUGAAGAGACAUUGGAAGGAGAUUAUAGUUAGUUUAGUAAUGAUAUGUGAAUAUGAUCCAGUUAAAGAC
Neurospora tetrasperma FGSC 2508 is the source of this 1352-nucleotide messenger RNA. RefSeq lists its product as uncharacterized. The transcript is spliced from 2 exons. The record is from RefSeq and is a predicted model, not a curated record. Gene Ontology annotation, biological process: beta-D-galactose catabolic process via UDP-galactose, Leloir pathway; glucose metabolic process. NCBI's taxonomy places the organism in Eukaryota, Fungi, Ascomycota, Sordariomycetes, Sordariales, Sordariaceae. Gene Ontology annotation, molecular function: carbohydrate binding; aldose 1-epimerase activity. The coding region runs from base 1 to 1260 and encodes 419 amino acids.